Xenopus tropicalis (tropical clawed frog) is the source of this 3633-nucleotide messenger RNA. RefSeq names its product arginyltransferase 1 (gene ate1). Bases 64 to 1743 code for a protein of 559 amino acids. The transcript has 13 exons. Gene Ontology annotation, molecular function: arginyl-tRNA--protein transferase activity. The record is from RefSeq and is a predicted model, not a curated record. Lineage: Eukaryota; Metazoa; Chordata; Amphibia; Anura; Pipidae.
CGGCCUCUGCUGAGCCGGGAGCGCGCUUGACUGUCAGAGUGACGCGCUUGGGUUGGGAGGAAGAUGGCGUCUGCCGGUGGGGGUGCCCUGAGUAUCUUGGAGUACUUUGGUGGGGAGGAUGGAAACCGGUGCGGUUACUGUAAGAGUGAGGCCAGCAACAUGUCACACGGAAUGUGGGCCCAUACCCUGACUGUGCAAGACUACCAGGACCUCAUAGACAGAGGAUGGAGACGGAGUGGAAAGUAUGUGUACAAACCUCUUAUGAACCAGACUUGCUGCCCCCAGUAUACUAUCAGAUUGUCAGCCUCAAAUUUCCAGCCUGCCAAGUCCCACAAGAAGGUGCUUAAGAAAGUUCAGAAAUAUCUCUAUGUUGGGGAAGUGUCUCAUUCCAAAAAUGAAGGCACUUCAGGAGAACCGAUGGAUUCCCAGGCAGAGAGCCCUGUUUCCUGUAAUGUUUCCAUUCUGGACAAGUCUGAGAUCCCACAGGAGCAAUUGAAGCCACUGAAUAUAGAGCAAGAGGAAACGGAGAAAGAUGGAGAGUCUGACAAGCAGGAGGCAACUGAUGGCUGCAGCCCUGGCCAGCGGGAGAGGCAGGAACACUGCAUACAGAGUGCUGAAGGGGAGACACACAGCCAUUCACACCCCAAGCCAGGAAGAGGUGCAGACGUAUCCAAGCCACCCUGUCGAAAAGCCAAGGAUAUUCGGAAAGAGCGCCGCAUUCAAAAACUCCUGCAGCAGCAAACUGACAAAACCUCCCUGCCUGAACCUCCUACAGGAAACCCAGUCUGUAAAGCCAAAGGCAACUGCAGCAAGUCUGUAGAGGAGUUUAUCUCAGUGGCAGCUCCAGAGAAUGCCGCACACCACCUGGAGGUAAGACUUGUGAGGUCUUCUCCUCCCAGCUCCCAGUUCAAAUCGAGUUUCCAGGAGUCCUACCAGGUGUAUAAACGCUAUCAAACAACUAUUCACCAGGACCCACCCGAUAAACCAACCAUAAGCCAGGUCAAGUUAGUCCCCGUCUCCAUGGAGGACCCUGAAUUUGUCUCGUCCUUCGAUCGUUCGGCAGCCCUGUAUGCCAAGUACCAGAUGGCCAUUCACAAGGACUCUCCUUGUCAGUGCAGCCCAGACGAGUUCACCCGGUUCCUCUGUGAUUCUCCGCUGGAGCCGGAGACUCGACCGGAUGGCCCUGCGUGUGGCUAUGGCUCCUUUCACCAGCAGUAUUGGCUGGAUGGAAAGAUCAUUGCUGUUGGAGUGAUUGACAUCCUCCCUUAUUGUGUUUCCUCUGUGUACCUUUACUAUGAUCCCGACUAUGCCUUCCUUUCCCCUGGGGUCUAUUCUGCCUUAAGAGAAGUUGCUUUCACUCGCGAGCUACAGAGAAAAGCUGCUGACCUGUGCUAUUACUAUAUGGGCUUCUACAUUCAUACCUGCCCCAAGAUGAGAUACAAGGGUCAGUAUAAACCAUCGGAUUUGUUGUGCCCAGAAACCUAUACAUGGCAGCCCAUAGAGAAAUGCCUGCCUCUUCUGGAACGUUCUAAAUACUCUCGCUUUAAUAACAACCCCAAAGAAGGGGACAGAGACCUGCUGGCGGAGUUGGGUCGGGUCCGAGUCCUGUAUAAGCGCACAGUCAUGCCCUACUGCAUCUACAAGAAGAGGCGCAAAGGGCCGAACGAUGAGGCGACUGUGAAGCAAUACGCAGGCCUAGUGGGUCAGACCUGCGCAGAACGCAUGUUGCUGUAUCGCAGCUGAGAUGGACAGUGAAUGCGUGGUUCCCAGGGGUGGGGGGGGAUGUACUGCAUGCUAUUUUGUUCUGUGGAGUCGGCUUCAAUGAAGGAAUAGGUAUUAGCCAGCAAAUAUUAGCAGCACCCAAUGUUUCUCCAACGCCUUCCUCUAUGCACUGACUUAGAGCACUAUGCAAGUACCUGCGAGUCUUACGCGGCAAUGUCAGGCUUUCCAGCUUUCAGUCCAUGAUCCUCAGGCGUCAGUUACCUGAUGGAGAAUGAUUGGAGUUGUGCAAAUGCUGGGGAGCCUUGCGUUAUCUCCCCCCGUCCCAUGGUCUAGAGCCCCCAUUUCUGCAGACUUGAACUAGGGCAGUGUUUGCGUGGGAAACAUGGCACUUUUAAGUUAUUUGUCGUUCUAGAUUAUGCCGAUUUGCCUUUUUUUGGUUCUCGCUUAUUUAGGCAUUUGAUUGGCAGACGCAGAAUGUUGGCAGUUCUAGGCUUAACCCAACAGGAUCCCACUAUGUUUUGCCAAAGGCCUGAACAACCUACUGCGUUAAUUCCAAAUGUUCCCGGCUAUGUUCUCAGCAAGCUGUUUUACGAGGUGUUCUUCAGAUCUAAGCGCACUCUUCAUUCACUUGCUAUUAUACCAUGCGGGGCCGCGUACAAACGAGCGGUUGGAAUGGUCAACGGCAGUAAGUGCAUCAGGCUCGGCCAGUUGUUUUGUUUAAAUACAUCACAAUCCAUGCAUAUAGAACUCAUACUCCCAUAUGUAAUCAAAGACACUAAGUUUGCCCAGGAGCAGUAACUUAUAGCAACCAAUAAGAUAUUUACUUUAAAACAUGUGACCAGUAAAUGCUUCCAGGUGAUUGCUGUGGGUUAUUGCUCCUGGGCAUUACAGAACCCCCUUAAGGGUGAAGACACACAGAGCUACCAAGUAGCAGCUACUUGUCAUGACUACUAAACACCGGAUAAUCCCCUGCCAUAGACAAUACUAAGAAUUGCCUGUUCUAAACUACAUAAAGCGACAAUUACAGCCUUAAUUUACUACUUGUUACAGACUCGCCCCCCCCCCCCCCCACAGCUCUCUUUCCUUUCUCUGUAUGUGCCACAUAAUGUAACAUAAUAAGUGAAGGCAAAUGAAGCUAGAUAACAAUAUGUGCACCAUGUACGCUUCUUGUUAAUAUGUCUCAUUGUGAAGUGUCCUUAGAAGCAUCCCUGAAAGUAAUUGCUUGCCAGACUGUCCGACUGGCCCCCGGGGGGUAUUGGGGGUUCAGAGUAGUGAAAUGGGCCUGAAAGCCAGUUGGGCUGGAUAUACCUGCAACCCCAGCGGGAAGGUUAGGUGAAAUGGGCAGCAAAAAUGUAUUCAGUACCCCAGGUUUUCUUGGAACUAUGGCUGAUACUGCCAUUGUUAUCCUUUAUCUGUGACCUUGUUAUGAGCUAUAGGGGGGCGUCAAUAAGGGUGAACACACACAGCUACUUAGUAGCAGCUACUUCUCACGGCUUCUAAAUACCAGAAAAUACCCUGCCAUAGACAAUACUGAGAAUUGCCUCUGCUAAAACACACAUAGAGACAAUUAUCAGUAAAUGAUCAGCAUUGUCUAUUUUAGUAGCCACGACAAGUAGCUGCUACUAGUAGCUCUGUGUGUCUAUCCACCCUCUCCCCAUGCCUAUUGCCAUUGAAUAGAACAUUAUUGGUAUAUUUUUUUCCUUUGUAUAAUGUCGGCAUUAUUAAUAUGGUUCAGCGGCUUGUACUUGUACGGCAGAUGGAACAAGAGCAAAUGACGCUGAGCCAUUUCACUCUGUUUAUUGCCAUAAUUAUGGAACUGUCCCUUCUUUUUCUUUGUAGAUAACAGGCAGAUCCCAAUGCUCUAAGCUGCCAGAAUAAAUAUGUUCCACAUUUGGGCCUUUGUGUCUCCUA